GUUGCCUUAGAGACGGUAUUGGCGGGUACAGUGUCAACCGCCUCCCUUUUUUCUCUGUAAAUAAUUAAGUGAUGCAUACUUGAUUGCGUUCAAAGUAAGUGUUACAUAAUAACUUAUUCAAUUCUCUUAACUAAUAGUACUUUGUUAAGCAGCUUAAGUUUUGUACAACUAUAAUAAUGCUCGUUCCGUUCUUCGCCGCCCUCUCUUCCCUAUGCUUAAUGACUUCAACAAAAGCUCAAGUUACACCAUCGAAGACGGCUAAUUUUAAAGUUAGAUUACGAGAGGCGGAAAAUCUCGGUAGAGUGGAGGUAUUUUACGAUAAUCAAUGGGGAACGAUUUGCGAUGAUAAUUGGGAUAAUGCAGAAGCUUCUGUUAUUUGUAAAAUGCUGGGUUAUAGGGGUUAUUCAGUGGCAAUGUCUAGGGAUUUAGUACAAAGAAUAACACCCGCUACAGGUCCGAUUUGGUUAGAUAACGUAGAGUGCGAAGGAGAUGAAAGUACUAUUCUGAACUGUAGAUUUAUUGGAUGGGGUAAUUCUAAUUGCGAUCAUUCGCAAGAUGCGGGCGUUAUAUGCUUAGGAGUGAAGGAAACGACUCGGCCACCUUCAACCACGCCCGCACCAACUACUCCAAAGAGACCGCCAACGAUUGCUAAUUGUAUUGCCGAUAAUUCCGUUCGACUUGUUGGUGGUAGUAGUCUAGCAGAAGGACGAGUUGAGGUCUUACUAGGCCAAGGUUGGAGAUCGGUUUGCGACGAUAACUGGGGCAUUCAAGACGCCCAGGUUGUUUGUAAAAUGCUCUGCUAUGAACCAUCAUACGCGCGUGCCCAUAUGGGUGGGGAAUAUGGAAACGCUACAACGCCUAUAGACUUCGAUGACGUAAGUUGUGUUGGUGACGAACAACGACUUCAAGAUUGCAGGCGAAAAACAACUCCCCAUGAUUGUUCAUUAGUGGAGGCGGCAAGUGUUUCCUGUCUAAGAGAUACACCAACGCCGCCUCCUCCGCCAACACCUCGCAUAGAUUGUGACGAUGAGAAGAUUGCUGCAAUCUUCUCGAGAGCGGAGGAACCAAGAUUGGGUAUGGAUAAUUUAGGUGUAUCUUCAGCAAAUUCCAACAAUUGCGGUGUGAAUAAGAGAGAGGACAGUUCGAGUGUUUCAAUAUUAAUACCCUUUAUUGGAUGUGAUACUAAAUCGGAAACCAACGAUACUCAUAUUAUCUAUUCAAACCAAGUUAGAUAUUACGUGCCUCCCGAAUCCAGUGUUAUCACUCGUACAACCCAAUAUCUUAUAGAUGUUCAUUGCGUAAUUCCUAGGCGUAGUGACGCCGAUAAAGAUUUUCUACCACAAAAACAGACGGCUAAGCCGCAGUUUGGAGAUGGAAAGUUUAACGUUCAAAUGCUUCUAUACAUGAACAACGAUAUAAGUAAUCCGAUAACACAAUUUCCGGCUCGUUUAACACUCGGUGACUUUUUGUAUGUUGGAAUAAGAUUAGUUACGAUUGAUGGAACUCUCAAGAUUGUAGUUCCUGAAUGUAAGGCAACGCCUACAAAAGAUCCGAAUACAACUCCCUCUUACGAUUUUAUUAAAAACAAGUAUGAACAUGUCGUUUAUUAA
Molecule: messenger RNA, 1610 nt
Organism: Dimorphilus gyrociliatus
Lineage: Eukaryota; Metazoa; Annelida; Polychaeta; Dinophilidae
Source: the annotation of a GenBank genome assembly